AUGGAGGUGGCAGAAAUCGACACGGUCAAUGCUGUUUUGGCAAUUCGACUUGAGCUGCAGGACCUAGUGACUGCCUUACCGGAGGUGCCCAGCCAUGAAGAGAUAGCUCAGACACGCGAUCGAAUUAGCACCCUCCUCUUCCAGCUCGAAGAACUCGCGACAUUCGAUGCCGAACAAUCAAAUGAACGCACUCCACGGGGCGGCGAUGAAAACCAACUACUUGACCAGCCAAGUGGCAACUCGAAUUUACGAGUCGUGGGCAGGGACGGAUACUACGAAGACCCUCGAAUCAAACCUGAUGGAAGGACCAGCCUGGAAGCAUACAUGCACGAUCUCGAUGCCGAUGAAGUUCACCCACCCGAGGAAUGCUACAUUUGCAUGCAACAAACCCCAUAUUCUCAGCUCAUCGCUCAUGAAGAAUGCGAGCAUGUCUGGUGCCGUCCAUGUUUGUCGGAAAGUUUCGAGUCGGCGCUGAAGAAUGAAAGUCACUAUCCUGUCCGAUGCUGCCGGAGUCUCCCCAGCAUCUCCCAUGAAAGUCCUGUCAUUGUGCGCCUUCUCGGGGAGGAAACAAUUGCCAAGCUGAAGUUGAAGAUCAAAGAGUACGAGACAGCAGACCGGACCUACUGCUACGAGCCCACUUGUUCGACAUUCAUUGACCCAGACACGUACAUAAAUGGAAGGGCCACUUGCCGCUCCUGUGCCAUUGUGGAACGGAAUUCUGCUAUCAGUGCAAUGCUCGCUGGAAGACUUGCCAAUGUUCGCAAUGGCGUGAAGAUAGACUCCUUGAGCGAGCUGGAGUCAUCGCCGUACGUCAGGGUCGAGCCGCCGAAGUGCAACGAAUUGCAGCACGAAUUGCAGAAGAAUGCAGGAGGGAGACACACGAAGAAUGCCGUCACAAUCACUGGACUAGACGUCGAAUAG
Messenger RNA from Fonsecaea multimorphosa CBS 102226, 921 nucleotides. RefSeq lists its product as uncharacterized. Lineage: Eukaryota; Fungi; Ascomycota; Eurotiomycetes; Chaetothyriales; Herpotrichiellaceae. The transcript has 3 exons. Bases 1 to 921 code for a protein of 306 amino acids. The record is from RefSeq and is a predicted model, not a curated record.